Messenger RNA from Symbiodinium natans, 351 nucleotides. The record is from the annotation of a GenBank genome assembly. NCBI's taxonomy places the organism in Eukaryota, Dinophyceae, Suessiales, Symbiodiniaceae.
AUGGAGGAGUCUUUGGAGGGUGGUGCCACGGUGCUCAUUGUUGCCGCGUACAAGGGCGAUGUCGAGGUGGUCCAGCUUCUUUGCGAGCUCAAGGCAGACGUGAACCGUCCUCAGUCAGAUCACGCUUCUCCACUCUUCGUGGUUGCAGAAAAGUCCCACCUGGAAGGUGUGACCGAGUGCUUCGAGCUUUGCUCGAUGCCGGCGCUGAAAAGGACGGCCGGUACUUUCAGAGAUCAUGAUACCAGUGAAAGUGACUCCGACUUCCUACUUCUGCAACAGGACCAGGCAACGCAGCGGGGCACUCAGAGCUGGGUGGGGGACUUCUGUGAUAUCUGGGUCACAGUCCGUUAA